Salvia miltiorrhiza (redroot sage) is the source of this 950-nucleotide messenger RNA. Its product is annotated as peptidyl-prolyl cis-trans isomerase CYP18-2. The record is from RefSeq and is a predicted model, not a curated record. The transcript has 5 exons. Gene Ontology annotation, biological process: protein peptidyl-prolyl isomerization; protein folding. Bases 109 to 618 code for a protein of 169 amino acids. Gene Ontology annotation, molecular function: peptidyl-prolyl cis-trans isomerase activity. Gene Ontology annotation, cellular component: catalytic step 2 spliceosome. NCBI's taxonomy places the organism in Eukaryota, Viridiplantae, Streptophyta, Magnoliopsida, Lamiales, Lamiaceae.
UUCCUUAAAAAUAUUUAUCUAAGAAAUAGAAUCACAAAACCCGAGCCGGUCCAUAAUUUAGAGAAAAACGCCUUUUUCAGCACACUCACUCUCAGUGGAAGAGGAAUAAUGGCGCCGAAAGAGGCGAUGGCUGCUGCCGACGGCGGGCCGCCGGAGGUAACUCUGGAGACAUCGAUGGGCCCCUUUACUGUUGAGAUGUACUACCACCAUGCGCCUAGAACCUGCGAGAAUUUCAUAAGGCUCGCUCGCAAAGGCUACUACAACAACGUCAAAUUCCACAGAAUCAUUAAGGAUUUCAUUGUGCAAGGAGGUGACCCUACCGGAACUGGCAGGGGUGGCGAAUCCAUCUAUGGCAAGCACUUUGAUGACGAGAUACACAGGGAGUUGAAGCACACAGGUGCCGGUAUCUUAUCCAUGGCAAAUGCUGGUCCAAAUACUAAUGGAAGCCAAUUUUUUAUAACUUUGGCUCCCGCACCUUCUCUGGAUGGAAAACAUACGAUAUUCGGAAGAGUGUGUAAGGGAAUGGAAAUAAUCAAGAGACUUGGCAGCGUUCAGACUGACAACACCGAUCGGCCUAUUCAUGAUGUAAAGAUACUUCGCGCAAAUGUUAAGGAAUAGCUCUUUACUGCAUCAAGUUUCGAGGGAUUAGCUGCUCACAUCCUUACAUGACUAGUUAACUGUUGAGUCCAGAUAAGUUUCACGAGGGACUUUAUUUUCUCAAGCCUUGAAUUUCCAGUUUGCCCUUCUGUUUGUUGUGACACACACAUUGGAAACUCUCUCUAGUUGAGAACCUAUUUAUUAUAACCAGAGUAAAUCUGGGUCGCGCAGGUACUGAGAAUUUAGUGAACAGAUCAAACCAUUUGCUCAUUUACUGUACGUUUUGAAGGAUCUGCAGUACUAGUGUGGCUUCAUGUUUUGAUACAGAUGGGAAUGGAAUCGAUAUUUCUUAA